AUGGGCAACGAAGCCGCCAAGACAACCGAGGCCGCGAGCGACCUCAAUCCAAACGGCUUCGUCACUGACCGCAAGAUUGAUGGGGAGCGACGUUCCCUCCGCCAUUAUAAUGAUGGUCGAGUAUCGGGACGCGGUAGGAGUGUCGGGUCAGACCUCCGAACAAAGAUGCACAAGAACUGUACGAAGACCAGAGGUCGCGCCAGGCCUCUCACCUCCCACCCCGGGGAAUCGAGCGAUCGUUCUACUCCAGCUGCUGGGCCCAGUCCAUCUGAUAUCGCUGAGAUCACUGCUGCCGUGGCCAAGCUCAAAACUGACCAUCCCACUAGCGCGAAAGUAAAAAGACUCAGCAAGAAGUUGAACCCCAAUGCCGAUUCGACGAUUGAGACUGUGACUCUACGAAAGGUCACUUCUUCCUCUGUAGCUAGUGUGGUCUCCUCUAGGUGCAGCACUGGCAGCAGGAGUUCUGUCAAUGCUAGGAUAGCGGAUAUUGAAGAUCGAAUAAGGAAUCACAUCAAACCACGGCUCCUGUCUAUAAGGGAGGAAGACGAAGAGUAA
Messenger RNA from Penicillium coprophilum, 555 nucleotides. RefSeq lists its product as uncharacterized. NCBI's taxonomy places the organism in Eukaryota, Fungi, Ascomycota, Eurotiomycetes, Eurotiales, Aspergillaceae. The transcript has a single exon. The coding region runs from base 1 to 555 and encodes 184 amino acids. The record is from RefSeq and is a predicted model, not a curated record.